GGUGGAGGGAAAUUUUGCCAAUAAAAACGAAAAUAACGGAGACAAGCCACGACCAGAGGAGAGCGUUCGAGAAGGGGUACAUCAUGGCGGACAUUGUUGAGACUUACAGGAAAGCGGUAGUAUUCACCCACAAGCAGAUGGCAGCAGAGAAGCGGUAUAUAGAGUCCGAGCGGAUCCGGUACAUGAUGUACGUUCAAAACGCCUACAUCAAAUCGUACCAUCUCACACAUAUGAUGCAUGAAAUUGAUGCUAAGUUCGGGACUGAUAAUACAGGUCAAAUAACCCAAAUGAGCCUGAACGUCAUUUUUCACGAUUACACGCCAUCACACUACAAUACGUCCGGCUUUUAUUAUACGAAAGAGUUGGACGACAUUAGACAGGCCCGGGUGAAAGAGAGAAAGAGAAAGGUGGUCGCAGAGAAGCGACAGCGGCAAUGGGAGGUCGACAAGAAGGGGACUGUUACGCAGGGGACUAUUAAGACCACUACGAACUGGUGGCCUGUGGCUUACGGCUGGGACAUUGACUAUUAUUGGUAA
Molecule: messenger RNA, 536 nt
Organism: Cydia strobilella
Lineage: Eukaryota; Metazoa; Arthropoda; Insecta; Lepidoptera; Tortricidae
Exons: 3
Coding region: 84-536 (150 amino acids)
Source: RefSeq, a predicted model, not a curated record